Molecule: messenger RNA, 4155 nt
Organism: Blastomyces dermatitidis ER-3
Lineage: Eukaryota; Fungi; Ascomycota; Eurotiomycetes; Onygenales; Ajellomycetaceae
Product: C6 transcription factor
Exons: 4
Coding region: 637-1767 (376 amino acids)
Biological process (GO): regulation of transcription by RNA polymerase II
Molecular function (GO): DNA-binding transcription activator activity, RNA polymerase II-specific; zinc ion binding
Source: RefSeq, a predicted model, not a curated record
GUCCACGCUGUUGGAUGCUGCCACAAGGCCCACAACAAUUCAACAAUUGUACAGGAAUAGCGGUGGUGCGCGUGAAGUUUCCCUCCAAAUAUUUAAUAUAAAAUACGGAGUAGUCUGAAUGCCAAGAAUGAGGCGAACACGACCUAUAUUCCUGUUUAGGAUUAGCGUCUCCUCUCCAGCCUCCAUCCAACUCCACCACAACAACCAUCUAUGUAUGGUAUGUACGCAUAGUCUGUGCAUAGCGCUGUCUGCAACUUGUUCUUACAGGUGUCAUGUAUUUCAAGAGCUGAGAUCUCAAGCCCGAGUCAGAGGAUUGGAGCCCUCGAGCCAUGCAAGCGCAGACGCCUAUAAGUGGCCUUCGGUCCGAUCCCUAUCCCUACUAGCUAGCCAAAGCCUCUCCAACAGCUCCCACCUUCAGCCUGUCAGCAGUGACGCAAUAUGCUUCCUAGCCGAUGGCUCUGCCUCGUGUCUAUGAGCUCUGAUAAAGUUAUAUAUUUAGCUUGUCUUCCCCCAAUUCCCAAAUGCGUAGCUAUCCCUGAUGUCUAUAACUUGUCCCUGUGUAUUCAUCUGUGUUGUCGACCGUCUGGAAAUUGGCAUUGACCUUGAUUGUUCGUUUCCCAUUCUUGACGAGAAACAAUGGAGAACGUCGGGAAGCAGGUGGUAUUCCGCUUCAAGAAUCCACCGGCGCAACCAAGGGCGUCACGAAAAGCACCGUCGCGGGCUUGCGGAGACCAACUGGACGAACCAGUUUAUCAUCCACGAAAGUCUCAUCGAAAAUCCAGAACUGGUUGCGUAAACUGCAAGCAGCGACGAAUAAAGUGCGAUGAGACAAAGCUGCAAUUCCGGAGAUGUGGGACUUAUGGCAUAGAUUGCGUUUACACAUCUCCCAAAACCUCACCUAAUAUGCAACAAUUGGCCGCGUCUGGGCGCAGCUCUUCAAUGUCUAACUCACCGGAUGGGCACGGUCAGGCUAUGGCGGCGGGAGACAUGGCUUGUAGGAUUGAGCAACUCUUGUGCUAUACCGAUAAUACAUUGGUGUUGGGCCCUUCCCGCACACAGGCAUACGAGUGUCUGUAUCUCUUUAUCAAUGGGCUCUCCGGAAAAGUGCCCGCGACUCCAAGCUUCACCACGGUUAUCAAGGGGGAUAUGAUCCGGGUGGCGCUGCAGACACCGUAUCUUAUGCAUGCCAUAUUAGGCCUUUCCAACGCUUAUUUGGCAAGGACCUUAUCGAAUUCUGCCUCCUACAGAGUUCGAGAAACCGGCCAUUUCUCAGACGCGAUUCGUCUUUACCAGAAGGAGCUGGACUCCCAGAUCACCAAGGACAACAUGGACGGCAUAAUGUCGACGUGCAUGCUAUUAGCUGAUGUUCCUCUAUUGGAAGCAGACUACUCGCCUUACGAUUCUAUCGUCUUCUCCUCUGACCCCUCGGCUCUAAACUGGCUCCUAAUGCAAUCCGGCCUCUCGCGCCUAAUGCGCUUCACCCAGCCGUAUCUCUCAGAAAGUAUCUGGCUCGUACCGUUUAUGGAGUCAUAUAACCAUUUUCUCGAAAAUAGGGACUGUCGCACCGGUCGGGAUGGGCUGCACCCGGAGCUUGCAGAGUUAUGUGAAAUAAACGACGGCAGCAACAAUGAGAAUAACCCCUACCACGAGCCCCUCCGCAGCCUCAUGCCCAUUCUAGACAUGGAAACCAACCCAGAGAACUUCAUGACAAUUAGCCACAUUCAUGGGGACCCUGAAGCCCAAGUUCACCGCGUUGGUUCGGAAUAGGGAAGCUAGGGCGCUUCUUAUUCUGGCCUUUUGGCUAGGCAAGAUGUGCGAAGAUCCGUCCUGCUGGGUUUAUGCGAGGAUGCAUAUGGAGUGUGUGGCUAUAUGCAUGUAUCUUAAAAACAGGACAGAUCCCCGCGUUCUUGAGCUGUUGGAGUACCCGGCGUCGAGGUGUGGAUAUAUAUUAAAACACAUAAGCGAGGAUAGUUCGUCUGCGUUGAGAAUAGGAUAUACGGAUUUGGGGACGUGAAGGCUAUGAAUAAAUGCUUAUUACCUCCUCUACGAAAACGCGUGGAAUUAUUUUCAUUUUAUAAAAGAUUGCGAGAUUAAAAUUACGCUGUGAUAGAAACCCCAACGCCCGUCGGUAUCACAUCAUCACAUCACAUCGCGUCGAAAGAUGCCAACAACAUUUCCAUCCCCCUCAAGUUAUGGUCAAUGGCAUGAAGGCUAAAUGUCCAUGAACAAGUAGAGAUCGAAUACUGCUAGCACUGGCAGACUAUCUCAUUUCUUUUUUAGUAAUUAAAUAAAUUAGACCGACAAAAUCUUUUCAGACAAGCAAAAACAUGAAAAGUCCUGUAUAGUCUAGAGAUCCCCGUACCUCGAAUUGUGGUAUCAAAUUUCAAGCAAAACCAAUUCUAGGUAGUAGGCGGUUACAGAAGUAGCCCCAGCUCUUUCGAAGAUUUAUCCCAUCUAGAAAAACAAAAUAAAAGACUCAAACAAUACACAGGAAGCACAAUAAAAACUAUAUCAAGUUCUCGAACGGGCAACGCACACACUAUGCCCACAUCUCCCUGAAUUUCAUAUCGAACUCCUCCCGCAACAGCUUGAAUCCCUUCAGCACAUUGAAGAUCCCACCACGAUCCUUCCCAUCCCACGGAGCCGCGGGAUCCUCAUCCCCAAAUUCGCCCCCUUUGGAGGCACCAUCGUUACCAUCAUUGUCACCACUGUCCUCCACAUCCUCAUCUUCCCAGCUGUCCACGACCUUCUUCCUGCGCGGUUUACUGGCAGUAGUUGGGGCCGGAGUGGAAGCAGCGGUCGUUGGUACUAUCGGCCGAUUCAACACGCCCACGCCCACGUCCCCAAGUUCUCCCAUGCCAUCAAGCCCACCAUCUUGCAUAGCUCCGACAUCUACCUCCCCUUCAUACAUCUCACCACUACCCAUGACAUCAAUCGCAUCCGCAUCCGUCCCCGGCGUAAGUUUGAGGAAGUUUUCAAGGCUAGUCACGAUCGUUGCAAGGACCAUGGAGAAGUCGUUCAACAGGAACCAGAUGUCGCCCUUGCGAACGCCAUUGUCCCGCUCGAUAGCGUCAAUGUUGCCGUGCUUGAAGAAGUCGUAUAGGUACGCGUUAAGGGGUAAGUUGUCUUCUUCGGGGAGCCCCAAGUACGGAACAACAGCUUUCUCGAGCCAGACGCCGCCACGCACUUUUUGACAGAGGUGACGGAGGAGUACCUUUGCCCAGCUCGACCGCAGCGUCUCCGCCACACUUCAUCCCAGUCAAAGGUAGCUUAUGGUCGGGCUCCGUAAUGUGCUGGUCCACGAACGUUUUGACGUAGGUGCUGUAUAUCUUAAGUAUUUCCUUAUUAUUGCGACGUAGCACCGUGGCUGCUCUCUUAGGCAAGGGCGGAAGGACAAUAAUCGAAGUCGAUUUUUUAACAGCAUUUUGCUGAUGUUCCAGUACAGAGGGCCGAAGAUGUCGGCGGCCAAAAAGAUGGGACAUAAUAAGCAUCAGCGUAAGGAUUUUCUGUUUACGCGAGGUGUCCAGAUCUCUGCAUAAAUUAUGGAAGUAACCGUCCUUCAGCAAGGAGUGGAAGGCGAAACUGGAGUUUUCCACGAAAUAAAGAUGAGAGACGCAUCCUGCGAAGUUUAGAGGGGCGCCAUCUGGACCUAGAAGGUGAUUGCGCCGUAAGAACUCGAUUGAGAAUCGUAGGUGAUGCAAUACAGAGUCUCGCGCCUCCCCUCCACCGAGGUAAAUGUGCGGGCACGAUAGCAAGGAGUUGAUCAUCUUUACCGCGUUAGGUGCCUGCUUCGAUUCAUAUAGCAAUGUGAAGAGGCGGAGAACCAGACUAGUCGUGAUGGGGAAAUGGCCGUGGAGACCAGGGAGUCUUGAACUGAGCAGCCGGCAGAUCUUGGAAUAGGGAAGUGCCUGAAAGACAACAUUUCCAAGCACAUCAAAGCCUCGACGACCAGCACGACCAGCAGCCUGGCGGAAGUUAAGGGCGGUGAGGAAGAUAGAGUCGCCGGAGAAGACAACAGUCUUGCAAGGCAUGUUUAUACCAAGUGCGAGGGUGCCAGUGGCUAUCACAACCCGCAGAUACCCCUUUCGGAAGAGUAUCUCACAUAGUUGACGAUAUUUACGGUUCAUACCAGCGUGAUGAACACCGAUGCCACGU